AUGCCGUCCCAAGAAGCAUCAAUACCGACUGGAAGCAAGCUGAGACCACUCCGUCGAGUCGGUGGUUUUCGGAGCCUUCAUGACCCAGAACUAACAGCGCAACGAGACUCGACGAAAGUAGACAAACCAACGAUACCUUCAGCUUUGAGAGUUCCAAGUUCUCGUUUUAGUCAGGGCAGUAUGGUUCUUGAUUUUGCCUCAAGCAUGCUUCAAGAUGCUGCUGCCUCUCCUGCCGUUCCACAUACAUUGCAGGUGGCACGUCAGUCCCCAUCUCCACGUCCAAAGCCUCAGUCGCCCCAACCAACAUCGACUCAGAGUGAAAUGGAUAUAGCUAGACAGGUGUCCAUGGUUCGACGCCGCAAAUCGCGACGAGCAGACAAUCAUCGCGCUUGCAUCGUAGGUCCAAGACUGGAAAUGAAGCCUAUGCCAUUACGACGUCACACCAGACGUCUAAGAAAACCACCUCAAAACUUCCCCAAAGUCAAAGCUAAUCGUACAGGCACAAGAAGGCUCCUGAAUUAUAUUUCGUGUCUUGGAAGAAAGCCAGAAGUGCAGCAAAGUCUGCCGACUCUAUCUUCGGUCGACUUCAUCGACAAGGUCACUUCGACUAGUGAUCCAGAGAUGGUUAGAUCCUCUGCACUACCUGUCCAUGCUUCAUCCUCUAGAACCGGAAGUCGACCUUCACGAGCCGCGAAAGAUAAAAAAGAGCUUGUAAAGUCUUCUCCUCAGAAGUCCAAGUCUCAAGGAGCCAUCCUACUUCAAAGAGCUCAAGAAGACAAUCAUGGUUUGAGACUGGAGAUCAUCCGGCUCCAAGAAGAAACUGCUCGUAUAGAGGCUCGCUGCAAGAGGGACAUCACUCGCAUGACAGCGAGACACGACGCAGAAAUAUCUCGCCAUCAGGAGAAUCUUCGGAUGCGAGAAGCGCAGGAAAUGGACCUUGUCAGCAUGGGAAUCCGAGCCGACUUCUUCGAGGGUAACUACAAAGACCGGAUCAGGCAGCUCGAAGCAGCUCUUGUUGAGGAGCGGAAGAAGUCGAGCUAUCAUCUUGCGCACCAUGAGCAUUUCAAGAUGCUGUAUGAAAGGGAAUUUCAAGCUCGGUCGAGUGCGGUUGUUGGACCGGUCACUUCGCCGGUAGUGCCGGCGGAAGACAACCUCUGGGGUGCUUUGCAGGAUAUGCAAGCCAAUUUGGAUCAGAUUAGCUCUCACGUUGAGGCGCUGGAGUCACGAACCCGGACAUGCCAGAACAAAUCUGAAGCUCAAGUCGCUGCAGUUCAUGGGAUGACUUCGAUCCCAGCGAUGUCCAAUGAAGACAACAUCGGGGUGGCUCGGCAGGAUAUCCGGGCCAAUUUCACAGAAGAAGACAGCCCUGGUGAGACCCGUGAGCCACAACAUGAACACUACUCCAAAUCUCGUUCAACCACUCUAGCAGCUUCACGUCGUUGCGUAGACACCGGAACCGCUUCAAUAUCAACUGCAGAAGCUAAUGAGCCUUCGGUCGAGCCUCGCAUCGCAGAUACUUUAAGAUCAACCCCGACAGAGAAGAACAGUAAUGAACUCUGCCUCGUCGCACUCCAUCAAAUCCUCCCGCGUACCUUCACAUCUCAUUCUCAGUCUUCAUCCAGCUUAGCUGGCAGUACUGGGAGGUGGUCCACGGUCGCGGAACAUUCGGGUACCGCCGAGCUGCCUGGCAGUACACCAUUCACGACUCCUGAGCCUGAGCUAAAUACUGGUCUUACCUCUCGGUACGAUGACUAUGGGCCUGACAUUGAGAGCAGGGACGAGAGUGAAGCCGAAGAUCAUGAGCAGGACGUGGCAAACCCGAGCAAACUUUUGGAUCUCUCAAUCAGCAUUUCUACAAUUCCAUACUCUCAACCCACAUACGCAGCAAACUCGAGCUUAUCCCGAUCGCCAUCUCCAUCCCACACCUCGCCCAUCCUCUCCUCUAACAUCCACCGAGUCUCAAUCGUGCCAGCGAUGCGGCAUAGUCGAACUUUCCUUUCGUCUGAAAAUGGCGAUAGUGCUAGUAAUGACUAUGGUGAGGGCUAUAGUGGUGCAGAAAUGUAUCGCAGAGACCUCGAUCAAGCUGUGGAUGACCGGGGUGAGAGAAAGGAUGGAGGCGUGGAUGAUGCAGCCAAAUUGCUGCUCGGGGCCUGGGACUGGGAUGGUGUGCCGAAUUUGGAUUUGGUAGAUUUUAGAAGAGUGUGA
This is a messenger RNA of Cadophora gregata, 2205 nucleotides long. RefSeq lists its product as uncharacterized. The record is from RefSeq and is a predicted model, not a curated record. Bases 1 to 2205 code for a protein of 734 amino acids. NCBI's taxonomy places the organism in Eukaryota, Fungi, Ascomycota, Leotiomycetes, Helotiales, Ploettnerulaceae. The transcript has a single exon.